This is a messenger RNA of Hyaena hyaena (striped hyena), 2664 nucleotides long. Its product is annotated as basic proline-rich protein-like. The transcript has 5 exons. The coding region runs from base 1 to 879 and encodes 292 amino acids. The record is from RefSeq and is a predicted model, not a curated record. Lineage: Eukaryota; Metazoa; Chordata; Mammalia; Carnivora; Hyaenidae.
AUGGCCCCAGGUAAACCUCCCAGGGUCCCAAGGGUCUCCCCCUCGGGGUCCGAUCGUGUGUCUGAUUCACCAGCCACUGACCAAAUAGGACGGGAAACUCCCACGUCUGGGGGCUGCUCCAGAAAUCCAGCCCCCUCUAAUGACAGUCUCCUCGCCGCUCCCUUCGUCUCUCCCCUCUGCGGGGACCGUCCAGGAAAGGGGGCUUGCGACCCAGAGGAGUUCGAGACGAAAGGAGGGCGGGGGAGGGGGGGUCGUCUGCGAGAGACCAGGGGGAAGGGCCGGGCGGGUGCCCAUUCCCCACUCCUAGGCCCUGACGCCCCUGUCCCGGCACCCCGGGCCUGCCGCCCCGCGGGGGAGCCUCCCGGCCGGCGCACGAUCCGGCCCCGCAGCGCCGCCGUUCCGCCCGGAGGCCCCGGGGCAGCCGGAGGGGCGCGCGGAGGCCCGGGGUACCGGGGCAGGGCGCGGCCGCCGCGGGGCCCGCCGGCCCGAGGCCUAGCCGGCUCCCCCCCAACCCCCCGCCCGGGCCCACACCCCCACCCCGGCCCGCGCAGGCCGCGCCGCUCGCCCGGCUCGGGCCCCGGCUGGACCCCCCCCUCCCGCCCGUCCGCCCGUGGGCGCCCCCAGGCCCCGCGGCCCCCAGCCCCCGCCACCCCGGCGCCGGCCCCUCUCACCCUUUCAUUCUCUGCCCGGGGCCUGACGCGGGCCGGCGGAUCCCCGGCCUCACAUCAGAGUGAGAGGCGCUGGCAAUGGACUAGGAAGCUCGGCUGCCGCUGCUACUGCUCCCCCCUGGGCUCCGGCGAGAGCCUUUCCCUGUCAAGCAAGAGGGGUGAGGAUCAUAUUUUUAUUUUGGAAACUAAAAAGUGCUCCCAGGGUCGGUGAUUAUUAAGGGGAAAUCCCUGAAUAUACUCUCCAGCCAAGAAGGCAGGGCUGCCGGGGCUGCACAAGAAGAGGCAGCAGCCUCCUACAGCACCACUACAGGCACUGCGAGGACAUAACACCAGAGAGCCGCUCCUCUGCCCUCCGAAACGACAACUUUCCUACCAUCUUGGAGGCAGAGGAAAGGGGGGCCGGGGGGAAAAGUGCACCCGCUCCCGAUAAAGUACAAAUUUCGACUUCUCCUCUCCGGAAGAAAGUCCAUACGGGCCGUCUACACUGGCGCCUGGGGGCAAACGCAGGGAAGAAACUGGGGGUGCUUGAGAAACCUUUUCAUUUGCACCUCGGGGGAAAAAUGUUUCUGCAUCUUCUGAUGGAAAGAAAUCUUUACAAGACACAGGUUUUCCGGCUAAUAACGAUUCUUCUCCAUUGCGGAUCCAAGUUCUGUGUCUGGUGGUCAGUUUAUAAAUGUGUACUUCAAGAGACUUCAUAGCCACUGUAUCUUUAUUUGUCUAUUGAUAUGUUUUUACCUGCAUAUUUGCAAGUCGCUUUACAUAUAAACAUGUGCAUUAUAUUUUCCACUCAAAACUGAGAUUGCUGAAAGACAUUGUUCAGGGAUGUCUUUUGUCUCCUUUUCUCAAAGCCAUGUAAAUAAAAUCUAUUGACUGUCCAGAAAGGCAUGAUAUGACUAUUUAUUUUUCACAGUACCAAUGAAGGCAGAGAUCACUGAGAGGUUAAAUACAACUUAAGUAUAACUGAGCACAUUUCUGAGAAUAAUUCUCAUUCUGUUAUGGUCUACCCAUGAAGAAGGGUUACUGUGAAACUGGAAACAGACUUGGAAAGAUCGCUUUAGAUUUUCUUUAACAUUACUUAUAGAGAAAAUUCCUUAUUAUACCCAGAUAUUUGAUUUCCUAAUCAGAAUCUUCAGGGUUUAGAUCUUUGGUGCAUCGCACAUGUUGCUGUCCACUUUCUGUCUCACAGAAUGGAAAAAUGUGUGUUUUUGUUAGAGUUGAUUGAUAUGUUGUUAGUUCAUAACUUCCAAUGUGCUGCCAGCUUGUAUAAAUCACUUUUAAUAUAUUGCAGUGGUUGUCACGGAUCUAUUUUUUUUUUUUAAUGACCAAAGCUUCCUAAAUAAAUGGGAUCAAGGUUACAGAAAGCUGAGGUAGCAAAGAGAUGAGGGAAGGGUGCCGCCCACUUGCAACAGUUCCCAUGGACUCUUAUUGGAGGAGAACAAAUUACACAGCGAUUUCUCUAUUUUUGCGAAGAAAGAGAAGAAUACCAGAAAAUGAUCACAGGGUCUUUUUGUAAGUUCUACAGGGAAUGAUGAACUGAAUCUUGUACGAAAAGUUAUGUUUCUGACACACGUUGGCCAACCUAGUGGGAACGCAUUUGUGAUAUUAGUGCCUUGAAUCAGCAGAAUAUUUCAUUUCUCUCAUUUAAAGUGUAUCGCAAAGCAUUUAGAAAUAACUGAAGACUUCACUUUAAAAUGUUUAUUUCUUGAGAUUCCAAAUUUAGAAAUUCCCUCAAGGUUAAAGUGAGUUCAGAUAAUGCAUAUAUCAGAUCAUUAUUAUUUUCAUGUUGACUCCCAUCUUUGUCUUCUAAAUCUGAAUACAGUACCUGAAUAAUUUGGGUUUUCUUUUUGUGACCUUUUAUUUUUCUCUGUAGUAGAAAAAUCUGAAAUCAUUAAGGUGUAAAAUUAACGGAUUCUUACCAUCUUGGAAACCUCAAUUGUGAAGUUGUGUUCUAUGUACAACUUUUAAAAAAAAAACAUUUGGAGGGGCGCCUGGCUGG